AUGGACAAGCUCAAGAACCUCGCCUCCGGAAGCUCAACCAGCAACACGGCCGCUGCGCCAGGCCAGCAGAAGCAGGAUCCCCUUGAUAAGGUCUUCGACAUGGGCUCUAAGAAGGCUGGUCACGAUUUCUCCCCCAGCACGGAUGAGAAGAUUACCGACGGCGCCCGUGGAAUUUAUGAGAAAGUGACCGGAUCAAAGGUCAAUCCCAAGAUUUCCAACUAA
Molecule: messenger RNA, 222 nt
Organism: Colletotrichum godetiae
Lineage: Eukaryota; Fungi; Ascomycota; Sordariomycetes; Glomerellales; Glomerellaceae
Exons: 2
Coding region: 1-222 (73 amino acids)
Source: RefSeq, a predicted model, not a curated record